This is a messenger RNA of Camellia sinensis, 885 nucleotides long. NCBI's taxonomy places the organism in Eukaryota, Viridiplantae, Streptophyta, Magnoliopsida, Ericales, Theaceae. The record is from RefSeq and is a predicted model, not a curated record.
GUCUUCCUCGUCUGCCCACCAACGGUCCGAUCUGAGUUUCAACAGUGUGCCCUAACCGCUGGGUGAAGGAGUGUAAGGUUUGCUAAUCUUUGCCGCUUUGGGAGCGUUGGUUGAGGUACCCUAAUCCAUGGAGCUGAAUCAUUUAAAAAUAUAUUUAGGGAAGGCUUCAAUAUGGAAUCACUGGAAGAAGAACUGAUAUCACUUGGUAUUGGAGGUAUGACUUCCCAAUUUGCUCAAAUACUGCAGUCAGCAUUUGGCUCACAGAUGGUUCCUCAUUCUCUAGCAAAGAGGUUGAAUUUGAAGCCUGUAAGAGGCAUGCUACUACAUGGUCCACCAGGUUCUGGAAAAACCUUAAUAGCACAAAGCAUUUGCAAAUUACUAAACGCAAAAGAACCUCUGAUUGUAAAUGGACCAGAUGUGUUAAAUUCAUUCCAAGUUGUAUCAGAGAGGGAAAUAAGGUCACAUAAAGCAGCCAAUGAGGAUGAAAACAAAUAUGGUAAAGUUGCGUAGUUCAUAUCAUAAUUGUAAAUUCACUUCAUUGUCCAUUUCAUAGUGAGAUCAUUUAAUCUUUUCUUUCAGGAGCUUGGUUUUGGAAGUUCAUCAUGUUUUUAUGAUAUGAAACAUUGAGAAUAAGAUAAGACACAAGGCUUGAGUUUCAUGCUUCUACAUCAAUAUGCUUUUCUAAGACAAGCAUUCACCAUUGAGUGCUUAAUCCAGAUUAAUCAGCAUUGUUUUCACAUUAUUUUUUAUGCCCUAUGAUUUGCAAUUCACCUUGUCAUCCACUUCUAAAUUUUUUAUCGGUUUAUACAAAACCUAUGUUUUAAUUAGUGUAGACAGUCAACAUAGAAAAGCUAUUCUAUAUGAAAAAGGUUGGUCAUUGUUAAA